GGGUGUGGAUGUUUGUAUGAUUUCGACGGGAAGGUGUUGGCGUAUGACGCCCCCGAACAAACACAUACACACUCAAUCGGCUCAUCAGGUUAUAUCUCCGGCGUGUCUUAAGACGUAUCCAUUUUUGGUGUCGCGGCCUCGCCCCGUGCAAGACGUACCGCGACGUUCCUUCACGCGACAGUCGCCGGCAUGGAUACUCAUCCGCUACGCUGCUUUCAAGUUAAGGUGAUGGCGCCCAUGCUGACGGCGGCUAUGUUUUACGCCAUGUGCAACGCAUUCUCCCGCUGCUGCCCUCCGGACAGCGUGACCAUGCCCUGCCGGUGUUCGGGGCCAAACACAUUCACUGUGCUCACGUGCGACGGACUAAUAUCUACGAGACAGGUCGAAAGGGUGGCGUCCCGACUGGUGAGCCAUUCACUGGACUACGGCAAGUUCAGCAUGUCCAACGCCAAGGUGAUGAAGCUGGAGCGGGGCAUGUUCGGCGACCUGCGCUUCGAGUACAUCCAGGUGAAGAAGUCCACCGUGGUCGAGGUUGAGGACGGCGCCCUGGAGCCGUCGCGCGACACCCUGCGUCGCCUGGAGGUGGUCCACUGCGAACUCAAGUCGUUCCCGUUCCAGAACGUGUCCACCUUCCCGAAGCUGGAGAGUCUCUCGCUCCAGUACAACAACCUCAAGGCGGUACCGGACUACGCCUUCAGGUACAAUCCUGGCCUGAAGAAGGUCGACCUGUCGUUCAACAAGAUCGCGUACGUGGGCAACUACGCCUUCUACUACGUGCCCUUCCUGGAGGAGCUCAACCUGCGCAACAACAAGCUGAAGGUGCUCAACAACAACGCGUUCGCCGUGCACGUCAAGCCAAACAACGACAUGGUGCUCGACCUGUCACACAACCAGAUCGUGCUCAUUGCCGACAACGCGUUCCACAACGAGAACUUCCGCCUGCUCAACAUGUCGCACAACCGGAUGCGCUCCUUCCCCGAGAAGCACUUCCGGCCUCUCCUGGUGCGCAUGGCCGUGCAGCUGGAGGGCACUAUCGACGUCGAAGGUAACCGGAUGAACUGCACGUGCGACGCGCUGCAGUGGCUGCUGCGCAUGCAGCCGUACUACCGGCGAUUCGUCAAGGGCUUUGUGUGCGCCGAGACGCACAAGACACUCGAGCACAUGACCACGUGGGACCUGGACUGCGCGCAAGGAGGAGGCCACCACGACGAAGAGGAGCACAGGCCGUACCUGCGGCUGGCCUGAUGACAUAGCUGUCACCUGCGCAUGCGCCUCAUGGAUAGACAGGGACACGUGAUUGAUCUUGUCUGUAAACCGUACAGGGAAUACCGGGUCAUACAGGGGAGAUACGAUACGGCAGAAUCAACGCCGUUUGUGACAUCCUGUCGAGUCAUGCGUCACCACCGUUGUGACAUCGUGCGGUGACAUCUCGUGAAUUGCUUAGCGGGACAGCAGUGAUCUACCACAGUAUAUACGUAAAUAGUCCAGUUUUGUUGCGAUUUUCCUUCGACGACAGCACUGGCGCAAUGAAGGAGUAUUUCCAAAGCAGUGCAGUUGGACAAUACUUCACUACACGUCAGUUAUACUAUAGCUUAUUGUAGCUACCGUACGUGUCUCCCGUAUACUGGUAAUCCGUAAACAGAAAUUAAGGGCUGAGCGAUGCUAUUAUCUCUGCUGCCAUGAUCGAGACAUCAUUCUACUGAGACUAAUGGUUCAGCCAAGUCAGAAGCGGAGCCUGAGGUCUCAUUGCUGAGCCCGUUGGUCAUGGUCCUAUUCUGCUAUAUCCACGCAGGUGUCUAGAAAAGUUUGGUAGAUAUGAGACAAUGCGGUUUUUAACUUAGCUUGACCGAACACCACACAAGUAUCCAGGCAACGUGCGCAGUGGGUACGACAGCGAGUAGAACACUGUAGUCUUCACAUGCUCAAUAGGCGACAUUUCAUAUUUCCUACGAGAGUUCCUUGAAGUUGAAUAGGUGCAGCUUACGUUCAGGAAAGCGCACAACGCUCUCUCACUAUGGCGCAACGCGUGCACGACGGGACAUUACGGUACAGAAAUAAGAAAUACCUUACUGCGCCAACACUGCAAAGAAGUUUACUGGGCACUCGUUUUUUUUCCUCCAUAAGUACGCAUUUCACUCUCUCCACUCGCAGAAAGGAUAACCGCACGGCAACGUCCACGGUACAUGCUAUACUCGGGGACAACCUUUCUUGGCAGUGCUUUGGAAGCUACAGAACCGAAAGGCGUGCCUGCCAGCGCGCCAAGAAACAUUAGCUAAUUUCAUUGACAAAUUUUCCAUUUGCAUUGUUCGAAUAAAUACUGCUUGAUUUGUUAUGAUACUAAAACAGUUACGGGAAGUCGCAGGUAAAAUAAAAUGACUCUAACUUUACGAUACUUUCUUCUGUUUUUCUCAUUUCUUAGACAGCACCACCUUUUCUGCACGCCUGUUCUUUGUAGUAAAUAUGGCGUCCCUGACGUCAGUUGGUCCGUGUGAUGCAGCAAACUCGUCGUUUAGUUCUGAAACAAAAAAUAAAAAAAAUAAAUAAUCGAAAUGUGACACUGAAAGGCACACUGGACAAAUGAAAUGUCUCUCUCCAAUUCAGAUUUUUCACGUAUAUGUUUUUUAAACGCGUUAACGCUGCGAGCAAGCAAAACCGAAACUCCAACUGAGAACAGCCGCAAGCUCCCGCACUACUUGCGGAGUAAUACAAAUGUGUGGAAGACCAGCCUCCAUGCCAUGCGCUCCACUGCCAAGAUGAGCUGACCCCGAGUACAGAAGUCCUCCUGGCAUACUUAUGGUGUUCCGCGGCCUGCAUGCAUCACCUUCGCUAUCACAACUACCCCAAUCAUAAUGUCACAACAUGCAAUAUAUAUGACGUCACGCUCUAUUUCUCCACUUUUUGCCUAUUUUUCAGGACGAGCGCCCCACCCAGUCAAUCUUGCUGGCCCCUUCCUUUAGAGCAUAAGAUGAACCUAACCGAUGCUUCCAAGGUUCCUAUAGCCGCCCCAAACUGCCUUUUCAUCGCGUGUAUCCGUUCUAUCGCUCUAGAAAACAUGCCCAUCAUAUUCAUAAGUUGUGCGUGUUAACUGCCCCUAUUCAGCAGCUGUUUUCCAACCUGAGCCAUGAUAUCAUCUAUCUGUUUUUUUUUUCUUUCUAAUUAAAACCUUCAUCUUACUGUCUGCUAAAAGGAAGAUUGCAUCGCAUACAACUCGGAUAACCAUAUUAAAGCGCACGUGCCAGGCGCUCUAAUUAGCCAACAAAUGAACCGACCCGAAAAAGAGGUAUGUUCGUUUCGUUUUAAUAGUUACGAGCUUUGUCGAUUGCUGCAAGCAGAACUUUUUAUGGAGAACAUCCCUGCGGGGAACAGCACACGCAGCGGAAUGGCGAAAUCGGAUCCGAUUAGAAAACCGAGCCACGUUUUCUCUGCAGAAAUCGUAGGUCUCGCACAGCUUUCGAUAUAUCUGGCCCUUAAUUGCUCUCAAUACGACAUUCACUGGGAUUCUAGAAAUUAGUUUCUCGAUAGCGUGAUAGUGUUGUGGCGUCAAUCUUUUUUUUUUGUUUCUUUUUAGCAGGGGAAUAGGAGUCGGGAAUAAGUCACGCGGGUCAUUAUGCAUUCGUCCGAGACAACUCGAAAGCGAAAGCCAACUUCCACGUUUUCUUCUCACUUUUCUUGUGCCCUGAAGCUUUCAGUGCCUCACGAGGUGUUACAUUGUUACUGAGAUUGGCCACCUUUCACCAAGCCACGAUGUCAUGUGAUGGUGUCCUAAUAUGACGUAAUGUAAUGUAACGUCAUCCUUGAUCACGUGACGUUUUGCAUCGUUCGUGUUGACGCUGACGGUCACUUUUCGCAGCGAUGAGGCAUUUGAAGGCUUUCGCCUUAAUGCGUGGACGUUUUCGCUAAUCGAUCUUCGUGUUUAUGUUAAGCAGAUACGAUUUCGCCACUUCACAGAUUGAACUUUGCUGGUAGAAUGCGUUUUUAGCCUUUUCGCCACAGUUGACGGGUGUAGUCGUCAUAAGUUUUUGUAACAAAAUUACUGAUGACGACUGUACUCGUCAUCAACAAAAAUUAGUCCCGCACGGAACCAAUGAAGACUAUACUCGUCAUACUUGUGCUUCUUGACGCUAGAUGGACACACUUGUCUACGUUGGGCCAUUUGUGUCUUGGCUUUCAUUUUAUUGCCAUUUUUCAUUGCAUUGCCAUGCGGUGAAGCCACCUUCGAGUUAUCUUUCUUUUUUUUACGCGAUUACUGAAAUAAAGGAACCCCAAUGAAAUGGAAGAACGGUACCGUUUUAUUAAAAAGAAAGCUCUCCAAAUCGAGGGAAAAAAUUUUUUGCAGUUUUAGCACGUUUUUCUUUUCUCACGGUAGCGAAAGAGUUAAUAGGAUAAGAAAAGUAAUACGUUCUUUAAUAAGUUCUUAUCUGCAACAUAAAAGCACGCAUAGAUUUGACGAUACUAUGCCCCAUACGGUCAAAUUCGAGACGAAAAGAAAGAGUUCGACGCUUAAUGUUUAAUCGAAUUACACGAUGACUAACUACGAUACAUGACGCAACUCAUAAGCGUAAAGCCGCUUGCUCUGCGCCUAUGUCUAGCCAUCAAACGCUGCCCGUGAAUGUAACACACCUUGUGCAGUCGACGUCACAAUUAGUUUACGACAUUCGGACGUCACGUAAGAAAGCAGAAUUUCCUCCCACUUUUAGACUGAAACUAUUAGAAGACUUUGUCUCCGCGGUGAGCUAGAAGGGAAUUUAACCCUAAGUAGAAGUAGGCAGAUGGCAUCUUCUGUGGCCCCGUUUCGUUGAGCUCUCUACGAUGAAUUUAAUGUCAAAAUAUGAAAUAGGCCAACAUUAAACUUUUUUUUUUGAACCCGUGUGAAGAUGGCUUAAUCUUAACAUGCGCUCAAGCCGACCACGCACAUAGAAGAAGAUUCGGUUAGCGGUUCCUUGAAGAUUACAUAUUUUUCACUGUGUUCAGUAAAGGCUUCAUCGUCGUUGAGUUUUCUGCUUCCAUGUCUCAAAUCUUCGUAUUCCAUAGCAUGCAUAUUUAUUAAUUUACCGAGUAAUUGAUGUGUGUACUUUAAUAAACCUGGACGAUUGAUAGCAAGGUGUAUCGUUCUCCAGUCUAAACUGGCUACCUUAUUCGUGAAAGCGUAUAUGCUACAGUACAUUCGUGGAUGCGUCAAGGGCAUGCGAUUUCUCGGCUUCAUCAAUCCGUGUCGAGUGUCCGCUCGUCGUGGGCGUUGUUGGAUAACCAAAUUUAUAGGCCUUGCAGAUAUUGUACUUUUGUCGCUUGGCGCCACUCCACACGAUAUAAAUAUCUCAUCAUCUCCAUUCUCGUGCUUAGAUUUAGUAAUAACAUGUAGCUUUUUGAUAAUUAUAUGUUUUCUGCGAGAGAUAGUGUUUUGCGACCGUAGAGCUUUCAAAUGAAAAAGAAAUAUAGGAUACAGCAUCGCAACACUGCCAGGUAUAAGGAAAUUAUGAAUAUACACUAGUUUGACAUUUGAAAGUAAAGAUCAUUGCAUUUCAGAUGCGGAAACUUGUAUAAAAUGCUUUUUUCUGUAUUGACUAUUGUUGUAUAAAAAUUCUUCACGUACGCUGCAUAUUGACCUGGGAAUAAAGAUCGCUAUUAUCGCAAAUAAACAUCUCAAAG
Rhipicephalus sanguineus (brown dog tick) is the source of this 5646-nucleotide messenger RNA. RefSeq names its product leucine-rich repeat-containing protein 4B. The record is from RefSeq and is a predicted model, not a curated record. Gene Ontology annotation, molecular function: protein binding. Lineage: Eukaryota; Metazoa; Arthropoda; Arachnida; Ixodida; Ixodidae. Bases 190 to 1245 code for a protein of 351 amino acids. The transcript has 5 exons.